Messenger RNA from Pimephales promelas (fathead minnow), 809 nucleotides. RefSeq lists its product as uncharacterized. NCBI's taxonomy places the organism in Eukaryota, Metazoa, Chordata, Actinopteri, Cypriniformes, Leuciscidae. The record is from RefSeq and is a predicted model, not a curated record.
CAGAGAGAGAGAUUCAGUUUAGAGCAGCUCAAGACAAGAACAUGGACACAUCCGUGGCUGAUGGAGGCAGAGCUGAAGGUGUGUGCGAGACAGCGAACAGUAAGACAGAUCUGCAGGAGCUCCUCAGACAGGAGAUGGAGAUGCAUAUUACUGAAGGCAGGACCAGCAUUCAGAGGAAUCAAGAGAGAAUGAACCGAAUCAGACAACUGAAAGAGGAGAUCAGAUUACAGGAGACACACAGAGAAUCCAACCAAUCACACGCCACUAGCAUGGGGGUUCAUGAGAAACUCCUGGAGCGCAGAACGAGACUGAGAGAGACUCACGAGAGACUGAUCGAGGAUGAACUGAUGAAGAUGGAGAGAGAACUACAAGAGGAGCAGGUGAGUGGUGUAGGUGUAGAGGGGGAGAUGUCGUACCUGCGCAGAGAGAGACACAUCCUGGUUCUUCAGAUCGAGGCGCUGCGCAGGGAGAACCAGCAAGCGUAUGUGGACCUGGAGGAGCAGAACCAACACCACCAGCAGGAGGUCCAUGAGCUCAGAGAGGAGAGUCUACAGGUGUUCAGGGCGUUUCGGGAGGUCCUGGAGGAGCAGAGGAGGACGUCCGAGAGCAGGUACAGGGCUCUUCUCAUAGACACCAUCCAGGACGCGGUUCACCUGUCCGCACAAAACCUGCAGCUCCAAGAGGAAGUUCAGCAGCUCCGGAAAACUCAGACCCCCCCUCAAUGACACCGCUGAUACAACAGGGUUUCCCAACAAGUAACUGUAAAUGCUCGUAUCAAGCUUUUUUAGAAAUUAUAAAUGGAGAUCAUU